AUGGCACUCCAGCUCCGGUACCCCGAAGAAGCCGACUUCCACUCGCGCACGUUCAUCGACGACGAGGAAGCGCCCGCGCCGACGCUGGCCGACGCCAUCUUCCGCUGGAGUCCGAGCGUGCGAGCGGACCUCGCGCGCCGCAGCGAAACCUGCUUGACGCCAGCGCGCUUGAUCGUUGCGACCGGCGCCGAGGCCACAGCGUUCGGCAAGACCAUCUCGCAGGACGCGCCCGUGCUUGGCACGCUCGUUCUCUCAACGACGCCGAUUGCGCACACCACCUUUGGCGCUGGGCCCGCCGCGGUCUGCGCGCUAUUGGCUCUCACGCCCGAGACGCUGCUGCUCCUCGCGCCGCUCGAGGUCGCCGAGCACGACGUGUGGACGUUUGUCGAUGCGCUCUUUGCCCACGUCGCGCCGCAGGAGGUCGUGUCGUUGAGCGCGCUCAUGUCGGUCACGUACGACGCUACCUUGCACGACGGCUGCGUACUCUACCAACUCGCCUCGUCGUCGUCGUCGCCUCUCUCGGACGUGCCCAUGCUGUCGGCGCCGCGCUUCGUGACGGGCAUUCCUGCCGCGCUCCUGACCCACUGCACCCUUCGCCGUCGGCGCGCCGCCGUGUUUGUCUCGCUCCAGCACCCGACCACAUCGCUGCUCGAGUCGACGCGCUGCUUUGGUCCGCUCCAGACGCACCUCGGGCUCAUGUCGGUCACCAGUACCAAGCGCGUUGACGACGCCACGACCAAGUCGUUUGAGAGCUUGUACAUCUAG
This is a messenger RNA of Saprolegnia diclina VS20, 765 nucleotides long. RefSeq lists its product as hypothetical. The coding region runs from base 1 to 765 and encodes 254 amino acids. Gene Ontology annotation, cellular component: endoplasmic reticulum. NCBI's taxonomy places the organism in Eukaryota, Oomycota, Saprolegniomycetes, Saprolegniales, Saprolegniaceae. Gene Ontology annotation, molecular function: proteasome binding. The transcript has 5 exons. Gene Ontology annotation, biological process: proteasome core complex assembly. The record is from RefSeq and is a predicted model, not a curated record.